AUCAUCAUCCAAUUGCCUUCCAAUUGCUUCGCUCGCACGUACACCUCUUCCCCUUCUUUCCUUCUCCCCGAGCAAAAUACACUAGUCCAUCCUCCCUCCUCUCUCAUCCCUCGCCCUCCCCCCUCCGUCCUUCUCCAUAUAGUCGCAGGCGGGAGAGGGGUCUUCUAGCAACUAGUCGGUCAAAGCAGAAGAUCGAAGACGAAACAAAAUGUCCUCGGUCAAGGCGAAGGACUACUCGGAACAAGGCCCCGAUGGGCUUGCCAAUCUGACGAAGCAGGAUGAGGCCGAGAAACAGGUUCUCCAGGCCAAGCUGCAGGCCAGCCAGGAAGGCGGCGCGAGGGUCAUGCAGUUUGACGAAGAUGCCACCCCGGAGCAAAAGGCGGCCGAAGCCAAGAAGAAGAUGAACGAGAUCAAAGGCCCAAAGGCAGAGAAGCCCGGCGGCGGAACGGGCAUGAUCUCUGACAUUGGCGGCAAGAAGGUUGCUACAACGAUUUCGGCCGCCGACGUCGACCGUGCCAGUAAGAGCGAGGGUCAGAUGGGUGAUGGCACCGGUCCGAAGGUGGGCCAGGCCACCUCGACGAUCCCUGACUACUACCAAGUGGGCCACACGGGUGUCGCUAAGAAGAUGCUUAAUGGCCAGCCGGGCCUUACCACGGGCGAGGAGGAGACGCUGGAUCAUCCCGAGACCCGCCUCGUGAGCAAGUACCUCGCUGAUCAAUGGUACGGCCGCUUCUGGUGGGAUGGCGCCGUUAUUGUCUUUGCCGUGCUGGCCACCUACUUUGGUACUCGCUUUGGUGGAGGCAUCGCGACCAUGUUUGUCAUUGGCGCCGUCUGUGCGACGUAUUACAACGCCAGUAUGCGUAGGACCCGUCAGCGAGCUCGAGACGACAUCUCGCGUGAGCUGGCCAAAAAGCACAUGAUGUCCGAGAAUGAGACGGCUGGCUGGAUCAACCAGUUCCUUCGUCGCUUCUGGCUCAUCUACGAGCCUGUGCUCAGUGCCACCAUUAUCUCGACUGUCGAUGCCAUCCUCGUGCAGCAAUGCCCCGCCUUCCUCGACUCGAUCCGCCUCACAACCUUCACUCUGGGCACUAAAGCACCUCAAAUCGACUUUGUACGAACCUUCCCCGCCACCGAAGACGAUGUCGUCUGCAUGGACUGGAAGAUUUCGUUCACGCCAAACGACACGCAGGACCUCACUGUCCGCCAGGCCGCGCGCAAGAUCAACCCAAAGAUCUGUCUGACCAUCCGCAUCGGUCGCGGUGUCGUCGGCGCCGGUAUUCCCAUCCUUGUCGAGGACAUUUCCUUCACCGCUCAUGCCCGCAUCAAGAUGAAGCUCAUCUCGACAUUUCCCCACGUCCAGACCGUCGACGUCUCGCUCAUGUCGCCUCCGCAAUUCGACUUUGUCCUCAAGCCUGUGGGCGGCAACACCUUUGGUUUUGAUGUCAUGAGUGUCGUCCCCGGUCUCGAAGGCUUUGUCAAGGGACAGGUCGAUGCAAACGUGGGUCCCAUGAUGUACAAUCCAAACGCGUUUACCGUCAACCUCGAGGAGCUUCUCUCUGGCACCCCACUCGACACGGCCUGCGGUGUGCUGCAAGUCACCAUCUGGAACGCACGCAACCUCAAGGGCGUCAAGAUUGGCGGCGGCACCCCUGAUCCGUACAUCGCCGUCUCGGUCGAUGACAAGGAGACACUGGCAAAGACGAAGUACAAGCACAGCACGGCGAACCCCAUCUUCAAGUCGACGCACUUCGUUCUCCUCAACAAUCUGAACGGUAUGCUCACCCUCAACAUCAUGGACUGGAAUGAGCACCGCCCAGACUCGAAGCUGGGCUCGGCCGCCUGGGAGCUCAAGGAGCUUGACGUGGAGCCCGAGCACGAUAACCUUAGCACGCCUGUCAUGCUUGAGGGCAAGGAAAGAGGCAACGUCAAUUACUCUCUCUCAUACUACCCUGUCAUCAAGCCAGAAGUAGGCCCCGAUGGCCAGACGCAGCCGCUGCCCGAAACGAGGUCGGGCGUUGUGCGCCUCACGCUCCACCAGGCAAAAGACCUCGACAAGCGUCAGGCGCUCAUGGGAGAGAUCAACCCCAAGGCUCGCAUCACCCUCAAUGGCAACAAGGUCAAGGACACUGCGACGCUGAAGCGAACCACGUCGCCGAUCUGGGAAGAGCACUUUGAGUUCCUCGUCACCGAGAGGCGCAAGGCCGUCAUUGGGGUGCACAUCAUCGACGACCACAACCAAAACGAUCCCGGUGCAUCGUACCUCAGCGUCAAGCUCGACGAUCUGCUACACGCCAAAGAGAAGCAGCAAGAUUGGUUCCCCCUGGCAAAGAGCAAAGAGGGCAAGGUGCGCAUGAGCGCAGAGUGGAAGCCUGUUCUCAUGUCAGGCAGCAUGAACGGAGGCAGUGGCUACACCCCUGCCAUUGGUGCCGUCAAGUUCUGGAUGCACAACGCAAAGGACAUCAAGAACGUCGAGGCAGCCUUGGGUGGCAAGAGCGACCCCUAUGUCACGCUCAAGACGAGGGGCCAGCAGGUUGACGGCAGCACCAUCUACAACAACAACCUCAACCCCGAUUUCAAGGGCGAGAUCCUCUAUGCGCCCGUGCACUCGCUCAAAGAGAAGAUCACCGUCGAGCUCAUGGACUACCAGAACAACACCAAGGACCGCCCCAUUGGCUCGUGCGAAAUCAAUGUCGUCGACCUGGCCUCCGAGGAUUCGAGCAACAAGAAGAUGCCUUAUGCCAGCUCGGGCAAGCAGAAGCAUGUGGAGAAGCUCAACCUUGGCCGAGGUAUCUACAAGGGCGAGAUCACCUUUGACUGUGAAUUCCUUCCUGCCGUCAACCUUAACGGCGUCGAGUUCGCUGGCGCGGGCAACGAGGCGGCAUCCAAGGCCGGCGGAGGCCCCGACGAUGGAGACGAUGGUGGCGAUCCCGACGGAGCAUCGAUCAAGGAGAUCACUAGCGAUUCCCAGGCUGACGCAAAGAAUGGUGCUGCUUCGCCAACUGUGGCCGUGACCGGAAAUGGUGACGCGAAGUCGACAGGAGCUGCCUUGUCCAAGGCGGGCCACACCAAGGGCAAAGAGUCGAUGGCUUCCAUCAACACUGUCGCCACGGCCAAAACGUCAGACACUAAGGCGACCAAAGAGAAGGGCGAGGGCGGCGUCAACAUGACCCACGAGGAGCUGAUGCAGACGCAAUCGGGCAUCCUCGUCUUCAACAUUCUCGGCGGCAAUGUCCACAAGAAGAAUUGCCGCCUCGAGGUGGCCUUUGACGACGGAUACUGGCCCUCGUACACCACAGAAGAGGCUCGAACUGCCCAGUGCACCUGGGACGAGGUGGGCGAGGCCGUGAUCAAGGAGCUUGACUGGUCCCGAAUGUGGCUCAAGCUGCGAACGGGUACCGAUGACCAGAGCGUCUUUGCUGAGUUCCAGGGCAACACCAAGGAUGUCAUGGAGCGAUGCCUCGACAAGGUCGGCGAGCUGACUCUGGCCAGCGACGCGGGCACGGGUCAGUCUACCGUCCAGCUGACGUGCAAGUACAUUCCCCUCGAUGUUCACCUCGAGCCCGUGGAGAGCGUCAACAACAUGGGCUUCCUGCGCGUGGAUCUGAUCAGCGCAAAGAAUCUGCGCGGCGCCGACCGUGGUGGCAAGUACUCGGACCCAUACGCGACGCUGAUGCUCAAUGGCGAGCGUGUCUUCAAGUCAAAAGUUGUCAAGAAGACGUUGAACCCGACGUGGGACGAGAAUCUGGGCGAAUGCGAGGUGCCGUCGCGCGUGCACGCCGACUGCCACUUUGAGAUCUUUGACUGGGACCAGGUUGGCACGCCCGACAAGCUUGGCCAGGCUCAAAUUGACCUGGCGGACCUGGAGCCAUUCCAGGCAACGGAAAAGGUGAUUCCCAUCUCUGGCAAGGGGGCGGCCGAAAACGGGACGAUUACAGCGCGCUUUGUCUUCCGACCCGAGUUCAUUGCCACUCGCGGCCGCAAGGGCACGUCGCUCAACCUGGGAAGGACAUUCACGCAGGGCGUCGGCGGUGUCGGACGCUUGGGCGCUGGUGCGGUGGGUGGCGUGGGCAAGCUUGGUGUCGGUGCAGUGGGAGGCGUGGGCAAGGGCAUCGGAGGCGUGGGCAAGGCCGGUUACGGCUUUGUCCGAGGCGGCCGCAAGGUGUCUGCCAACGGUGGCGAUGCGACCGUGACAGCCGCCCAGGAGGUCCCCGAGGUGCCCGGCCUGCCCGAUGGCCUGCAACCCGCCGCCGUCGCGCCGCCCGGCACGGCCAUCAACAACGAUGCGGCCAUGGGCAUGGCAGCUAAUGGAUCGACCUUUGGCGAUGGGGCCAGCAUCGCCGAGAGCUCGCCGUCGAAGAGAAGGAGCCGGAUCCACAACCCAUUCCAUCGAAAGCACUAAAUUACCCGCUCAGUUCCCUGUGUAUGGUUCAUCUCUGUUUUCUACUUGCGUCGCCGCUGCUGAAUCAGGACUUGUUUUUGUUGUGCAAUGAGAGAUCAGGAUGAUCCCCCUUUGAU
Messenger RNA from Acaromyces ingoldii, 4515 nucleotides. RefSeq lists its product as hypothetical. Bases 209 to 4399 code for a protein of 1396 amino acids. The transcript has 2 exons. Gene Ontology annotation, molecular function: lipid binding. The record is from RefSeq and is a predicted model, not a curated record. Lineage: Eukaryota; Fungi; Basidiomycota; Exobasidiomycetes; Exobasidiales; Cryptobasidiaceae.